AUACAGAUGCAUUUUACAUCCAAAGAAUAUACAAAAAGUGUAUGUGUAUGUAUAUGUAAAAUGAGCACAAUCAGCCGUGAAUCCUUCAUCCAAAAAGCAGUAUAAAUAAUACUUCAUAUUCCAUAUAUACGCACAUAUUGAAUCAAGCCCGUAGGAUGUUAUCGCUUUCCAUGCUACUAAUGCUAGGUCUGGCAACUCUGCCCUUAGCUAGAGCUCAAUAUCAAUCACCGCGCAUUAUAGAACAUCCCACGGAUUUGGUGGUUAAGAAGAAUGAACCAGCCACACUUAAUUGUAAAGUGGAAGGCAAACCAGAGCCAACAAUAGAAUGGUUUAAGGAUGGCGAACCCGUCAAUACCAAUGAAAAGAAAUCACAUCGCGUCCAGUUUAAGGAUGGUGCCCUCUUCUUCUAUCGCACCAUGCAGGGCAAGAAAGAGCAGGAUGGCGGCGAAUACUGGUGUGUGGCCAAAAAUCGUGUGGGCCAGGCCACCAGUCGACAUGCCUCACUUCAAAUAGCUGUUUUGCGCGAUGAUUUUCGCGUGGAACCCAAAGACACACGAGUGGCCAAAGGCGAGACAGCAUUGCUUGAGUGUGGGCCGCCCAAAGGCAUUCCAGAGCCUACACUCAUAUGGAUGAAGGAUGGUGUUCCGCUGGAUGAUCUCAAGGCCAUGUCAUUUGGCACAAAUUCACGGAUACGCAUUGUCGAUGGUGGAAAUUUACUCAUCAGCAAUGUUGAACCCAUCGAUGAGGGCAAUUACAAGUGCAUAGCCCAGAAUUUGGUGGGCACACGUGAAUCUAGCUAUGCCAAAUUGAUUGUCCAAGUGAAACCCUACUUCAUGAAGGAACCGAAAGAUCAAAUAAUGCUCUAUGGUGAAACGGCAACCUUCCAUUGUGCUGUCGGUGGUGAUCCACCGCCAAAGGUUCUGUGGAAAAAGGAAGACGGCAACAUUCCCGUCCCUCGUGCUCGCAUCCUUCACGAUGCAAAGAGUUUUGAGCUAAGCAAUAUCACGCCCAGUGAUGAGGGCACCUAUGUGUGUGAGGCACACAAUAAUGUGGGUCAAAUCAGUGCCCGAGCCACUUUGACUGUCCAUGCCCCGCCGAAUUUUGUCAAGAAACCUACGAACAAGAAAAUCGGGCUAAAUGGUUUAGUUCAAUGGCCUUGUGUGGCCACUGGUAAUCCUCAGCCAUCCAUCUUCUGGACCAAAGAGGGCUUGUCCACUCUAAUGUUCCCGAAUAGUUCGCAUGGACGCCAACAGGUUAUGGCCGAUGGCACACUCCAGAUAUCAGAUGUACAGCAAGAAGAUGAGGGUUUCUAUGUCUGCUCCGCAUUCAGUGUGGUCGACUCUUCCACUGUGCGUGUCUUCCUGCAAGUUAGUUCAGUAGAUGAACGACCUCCGCCCAUUAUACAAAUCGGACCAACGAAUCAAACACUGCCCAAGGGUUCAGUUGCAACUCUGCCGUGUCGAGCAACUGGUAAUCCCAAUCCACGCAUCAAAUGGUUCCAUGAGGGUUAUGCAGUACAAACAACCAAUCGUCAUAGCAUAAUCCAAGGCAGCUCUUUGAGAAUCGAUGAUCUUCAACUGAGUGACUCGGGUGUCUAUACUUGCACUGCAUCUUCAGACAGAGGAGAGACUUCCUGGUUGGCCAGCUUGAUGGUCGAGAAAAGCGGUUCAUCAACUUUGCAUCGAGCUGCAGAUCCCAGCACAUAUCCAGCUCCACCUGGCACACCCAAAGUUUUUAAUGUCAGUCACAAUAGCAUCUCUCUGAGAUGGUCAAAAAGUCAAGAGAAACCAGGAGCUGUGGGUCCCAUUAUUGGCUACACUGUAGAGUACUUCAGUCCCGAUUUACAAACUGGUUGGAUUGUGGCCGCCCAUCGCAUUCCGGACACUCAAGUCACUAUUUCUGAUUUGACUUCAGCCACAUCUUAUGUCUUUCUGGUUAGAGCUGAGAAUAGUCAAGGUGUAUCGGUGCCCUCGGGUCUAUCGAAUGCCAUUAAAACUCUUGGCGAUGAUUUUGAUGCUUUGCCUGAGAAUGAACUAUCUGCUGCCAGAGCUUUGCUCAGCGGAAAGGUGGUGCAAUUGAUUGAUGCCUCGGCCAUAAAUGCCAGUGCAGUGCGUUUAGAUUGGAUACUUCAUGCCAGUUCUAAUGAGAAAUAUAUAGAGGGACUUCAUAUACGUUACAAGGAUGCCAGUUCUCAUUCCCCUCAAUAUCAUGUCAUCACAGUGUCUGAUCAUUCAGCCGAAUCGCAUAUUGUGGGAAAUUUACGUAAAUUUACCAAAUAUGAGUUCUUUGUGACACCUUUCUAUGAGACCAUUGAAGGGCAACCCAGUAAUUCCAAAGUGGCCAUUACCUAUGAGGAUGUGCCCUCAGCUCCUCCAGAUACAAUACAAAUUGGAAUGUAUAAUCAAACUGCUGGCUGGGUACGUUGGUCACCUCCACCCACUCAGCAUCAUAAUGGCAAUUUGUAUGGCUAUAAAAUUGAAGUAAGUGCCGGCAAUACCAUGAAAGUGUUGGCCAAUAUGACUCUGAAUGCCACAACUACAUCGGUGUUGCUCAAUAAUCUUACCUCGGGAGCGGUUUAUAGUGUAAGAUUGAAUUGCUUUACCAAAGCAGGCGAUGGACCCUACUCCAAGCCAAUUUCUUUGUUCAUGGAUCCCACGCAUCAUGUCCAUCCGCCACGUGCUCAUCCCAGUGGCACUCACGAUGGCCGUCAUGAGGGUGGACAAGACUUUACCUAUCACAAUAAUGGCCUGGCAGCUGGUAAUCAACCCACAACUGGCAAUUCUAAUCCCACCACUCAUCGCAAAACGACAGAAUAUCUGCCCAAUACCUGGUUUAUGAUCCUUGUGAUUAUAAUACUCGUUGCUGUGGUCGUGGCCACGGCCAUAGUGAUGGUUUAUUUCAAGCGUAGACAUCAAAUGACCAAGGAAUUGGGACCUCUAAGUGUUGUAAGUGCGAAUGAGAUCACCGCCUUGAAUAUCAAUAGCAAGGAGAGUCUAUGGAUUGAUCGUGGUUGGCGCACAACUGACACCGAUAAGGACUCGGGAUUAAGUGAAUCCAAGUUGCUUUCCCAUGUCAAUAGCAGUCAAUCCAAUUAUAAUAAUUCGGACGGUGGCACUGAUUAUGCCGAAGUGGAUACCCGCAAUUUGACAACAUUCUACAAUUGCCGCAAAAGUCCCGAUAAUCCAACACCAUAUGCAACUACUAUGAUAAUUGGAACCUCUUCGAGUGAAACAUGCACCAAGGCUACUUCCCUGAGUGCCGAUAAGGAUUCGGGCACACAUUCCCCAUACUCGGAUGCCUUUGCCGCCCAACAAGGAGGUGCUGGAGUCGGUGGAAUGGCUGCUGGUCCAGCAGUUGGAGCUGGACCACUGCCAUUGACUAAAGCAAAUUACAUGUCAUAUCCAGCCGAGACCAUUAAUUGGUCGGAAUUCUUGCCUCCACCACCAGAACAUCCGCCACCAUCUUCCACAUAUGGUUAUGCCCAGGGAUCACCGGAAUCUUCACGCAAGAGCUCCAAGAGCGGUGGCUCUGGUAUUUCCACGAAUCAAAGCAUUCUCAAUGCUUCCAUACACAGCAGCUCCUCGGGUGGCUUCUCGGCUUGGGGCGUCUCCCCGCAAUAUGCCGCUGGCCAGCCAGAGAAUUUAUAUAGCAAUCCCUUGUCGUCGGUGGGCGGUGGAGUUGGUGGUGGUGCACAGAAUCGUUAUCAGAUAACACCGACAAGCCAGCAUCCUCCACAAUUGCCGCCAUAUUUUGCCACACAACCUGGAGGAGGAGUCGUCGUGGGCGGCGGAGGAGCACCCAAUUUGCAUAUCCCCUAUCCCACGCAACGCAGCGAAUAUCAAGUGGGUACCCGCUAUGCCCAGAACAGAGCGUGCAACAGUUGCGAUGCUCUUAACUCACCAAUGCAGCCACCGCCGCCGCCACCACCAGCUCCCGCUUCAGUCGAAGGAUGGUAUCAGCCCAUCCAUCCUCACAGCCAUCAAAUGCAGCCCACAACCUCCAAUCAACAGAUCUAUCAAUGCUCAUCCGAAUGCUCAUCGGAUCAUUCGCGUGCCUCGCUCAGUCACAAGAGGCAUCAUCCACAGCAUCCUCACCAGCAACACCAACACCAUGCGGAGGAGCAUGGCAAACGUUCCAAUCAACGUCGUCAUCAUCAGCAGCAGCAGCAGCAGCAUCAUCAAUCGAAUCAUAUGGUUCAACCCUGCCUGGAGACUGAAAGUGAGAAUAUGCUGCCGAAUAUCAUUUAUGCCAGCGACUGUUGCAAUAGUUCCCGCGAGGGUGACACCUGCUCCUGUAGCGAAGGCUCUUGCCUGUAUGCCGAGGCCGGUGAACCGGGACCAGAACCCACUCGUCUAGUGACUGCUAAAAAUACUUAAACUAAACGAGAGAAUCAUCGACAUUGAACGACAGAGCAUUCGUUAGUCGGAUGUAGUAUUAGAAAUCACACAUACACACACAGAAAUAGCAUCUAGUCGUAACUUUUCACACUUCAUAUCGCAAAAACAAAAAAAAAGAAAAGAAAAACGUUUCCUAAAAAGAAAAUACGUACAGAGACAAACUCAGACACUCUCAACACACAUAACAAUCAUCGUCAUCAUCAUCAUCGUAUAUAGAUAUAUAGGAAGACAUUUUUUAGGGGGGAAUUCCAUUCACAAGGGCUUAUAGCAUGGAAUCAGAGAAACUACAAAUGUUCUCCAAGAACUGAAAACUCUUCGAUAUAGUUUGAUUGCCAGUUAUAAGCCCCUUCCAAGAUAGAAUUCCCGCGAACCUUCUAAAAGCAUUAUGUACUUAAGAACGCUGUUCAUAGAUAUGGCUUCAAUAUAUAUAUAUAUGUUUAGACUAGGGAAAACGGAAAGAUACGUACUCACAACAAAACAAAUAACCAAGUCAGGACAUACAAAGUACAGACAAGAAUCCCAUACUAUUCUCUCUAGGUCCUAGUCACAUAGGCUCGAUGAUAACUAAACUAAAAAACGAAAAAAAAACGUAAAAAAAACACACAAAAUUGAUAACAAAACUCUUUCAUAUCUACGAUCACAAUCGAGCAUUUGCAUUUAAAAAAAAACAGAGGAGAAAGUAGCAAAGUUUAAAUGAAAUGAAACGGCAGUUGCAAUGUUUAAUGGUUAGUGCUUUUCUAUUAACAAAACAAAAAACAAAACUAAAUAUAUACCUAUAUAUACUAUAAUUAAUGAAACUUGACUUGAGAUGAGACCCAGUGAAGAAAAAGAAAACUGAAACUACAUUAUAUAAAACACAACUAUCUAGGAUUUAGUAAAACUCACGAGUUGAAACUGUUGUCCGAUCUAAGAACCUAGUCUCUCUAGACCUUCCCCUCCCCCUCCCCUCUCUACCUAAUUAUUAAACCACAUAUUUCUUCUUACACAAAAACAAACAAAAACAAAAGCUUGCAUUUGAGUAAAGUCGAAAAAUGUACCUGUGAUAUAUAAUCCCAAUUAAAGUAUUUUUAAUUAAUUUUCGAUUUUGUCAACAUUUUGUUUAAUGUUUGUUGAAUACCCCUAACACACUCAUCGAAACACACACACACACACAAACAUACAGGCGACGAAAAACGUUGAUAAACAAAUAAAAAAUUUUGGGUAACAAAUAUGUAGAAUAAUUAAGAUUUUAGGCACGUACUUUGUACGGCAUUAUUAGAAAUCCAAAAUGAGUUUUUAAAAUGACAAAAAAAUAUCAUCAAGAAGCGACGCUUGAAAUUUGUUUCUUCGGUUCUUUAUCGAAGAGGCCCAUACACUUUUCAAUUGACUCCCCCCACAAAAUGUGGAAGGAGUUAAAAGUGCAUGCUUUGGCAUUGAAUUGAAAACGUAAACCAUUUGGACUAGAUUCAACGAAAUGUUUAAACAAUACUACACAUAUACAAUACAUAUAUAAUCUAACUAUAUAUAUAUUAUAUAGUCAGAUAGUUCAUAUAGCACCUAGAACCACGCAUGUAUCAAAUUCAAAUCAAAACUAUGCUUUAGCAUUUGCCCCUACACACACACACACACACACACAAUGAAAUAAAAAGCAAAAGGUCACUUCCUUGCAAGGUCAAUCCGGCCUGAGAUUGCAUGUAUAUACCUUUAUAUAUAUAUAUAUCUAAAUAAAUAUCUAAUACCUUAAA
Molecule: messenger RNA, 6121 nt
Organism: Drosophila willistoni
Lineage: Eukaryota; Metazoa; Arthropoda; Insecta; Diptera; Drosophilidae
Gene: robo1
Product: protein sax-3
Exons: 16
Coding region: 156-4376 (1406 amino acids)
Biological process (GO): axon midline choice point recognition; axon guidance; Roundabout signaling pathway
Cellular component (GO): plasma membrane; axon
Molecular function (GO): protein binding; axon guidance receptor activity
Source: RefSeq, a predicted model, not a curated record